GAAAAAUUAAAGUUAUCUUAACACAAAGCUCAAUGCACACUUGAAGAGUGCUUCAUCCCCACUGAACCAAAAUGUGUUACAGUCAGUUGUUUGUUGUGUAUGUCUAGGCUGAGUUAGUUACUGCUCACUGCAGAGGAACAAUUUAACUUUCUAUUUCGAUUUUGAUCCAGGAAAACAUGGCGUCCGUCUGAUGUAUGAUUGUAGAGUUAAUUUGGCAAACAAAACGCGUUUAAACAACUUUUAAAGCUAAAGAGAAGUUUUCCGACGAUUGGAAAACAUUAUAAAACCUAUUCUGCUCGACUGAACGUUUCGGUUUACUUUUGGUGUCACCUGAACGUCGCUUGCACACGAUAAGUCGGUUUGAUCGUUUUUGUAGCUGCGCUGCAUCAACAUGUUGGAAGGAACGGGACCAGAGUGGUUGUCUGAGGAGGUGAAAACCGGAACAACUAUCAUUGCUAUAGAGUUCGAUGGAGGAGUUGUGUUGGGGUCUGACUCCCGAGUGUCUGCAGGAGCAUCAGUGGUCAACAGGGUGAUGAACAAGCUGUCUCUCCUCCAUGACAAGAUCUACUGUGCUCUGUCAGGCUCUGCAGCAGAUGCUCAGACCACCGCUGAGAUGGUCAACUAUCAGCUCGAUGUUCACAGUUUGGAGAUAGGUGAGGACCCCCAGGUUCGCUCAGCUGCCACUCUGGUGAAGAACAUCUCCUAUAAGUACAAGGAGGAGCUGUCAGCACAUCUCAUCGUCGCCGGCUGGGACAGAAGGGAGGGAGGGCAGGUGUUUGCAACCCUGAGUGGCCUCCUGACAAGACAACCUUUUGCAGUUGGUGGUUCUGGCAGCUCAUAUGUUUAUGGGUUUGUUGAUGCUGAGUAUCGCAAGGGCAUGAAAAAAGAGGAGUGCCAGCAGUUUGUUGUCAACACUCUCUCUUUGGCUAUGAACCGUGACGGCUCCAGUGGCGGCGUGGCCUAUAUUGUCACCAUUGAUGAACACGGCACAGAGGAGAAAGUUGUUCUAGGGAAUAACUUACCCACCUUCUUUGAUAUGUCAUAAUUUUUCCAUCUUUAGUGUGCCAGGCCACUGUUGUGCAGAACACAAUAAGAUUUUUUUUUUUUCUCACAACAGC
Molecule: messenger RNA, 1118 nt
Organism: Thunnus maccoyii (southern bluefin tuna)
Lineage: Eukaryota; Metazoa; Chordata; Actinopteri; Scombriformes; Scombridae
Gene: psmb9a
Product: proteasome 20S subunit beta 9a
Exons: 6
Coding region: 392-1045 (217 amino acids)
Cellular component (GO): proteasome core complex
Molecular function (GO): threonine-type endopeptidase activity
Source: RefSeq, a predicted model, not a curated record